Messenger RNA from Naegleria fowleri, 1821 nucleotides. RefSeq lists its product as uncharacterized. The transcript has a single exon. NCBI's taxonomy places the organism in Eukaryota, Heterolobosea, Eutetramitea, Acrasida, Naegleriidae. The record is from RefSeq and is a predicted model, not a curated record. The coding region runs from base 1 to 1821 and encodes 606 amino acids. Gene Ontology annotation, molecular function: ATP binding; cyclin-dependent protein serine/threonine kinase activity; RNA polymerase II CTD heptapeptide repeat kinase activity. Gene Ontology annotation, cellular component: nucleus; cyclin-dependent protein kinase holoenzyme complex. Gene Ontology annotation, biological process: positive regulation of transcription elongation by RNA polymerase II; protein phosphorylation.
AUGUCCAAAUCUUCAACGAAUAAUACAUCGGGUGAUAUUAAUACUUCAUCCCAUCAUCACUCUAAUUAUAAUACAUCAAAUUCUGCUCAUUCUUCAAACAACAACAAUAACAGGACGAGUAAUACUAGUAGUAGCAACAAACAACAACAUUAUCAAACUGAUAAAUAUGAAUCUUCUGAAUCGCGAGAAAAUGGUCGUAGGCUUCAUUCCGAUCAUUAUUAUGAUUCCAAACGGUCUUCAUCACGAGAUGACCGACCAAACUAUAGAGGUGAUGACCGAAGAGAAUAUAAUGAUUCACGACGAGAGAGUUAUCAUGGCCAUCAUCAUUACCAUUAUCGGGACGAUGACCAUAACAAUACUCGAAAUAGAAGCGAUAGUGGUGGAAGAAGAUUAGGAGGAAAUGAUAAUAGAAUGAGUAUUAGUGGUGGUGGUGGUGGUGGUCCAAUCACUCACCAUCGGCAUAGUACAGGAAGCACUAGUGGUCAUCAUUCACGGUCCAGCAGUACUACUUCUACACGAAAUGAUCGAAGAUUAAAUCAAGAUCAUCAUCACUCGGAAGGGUAUUACACCAACAGGGAUGGAAAACGAUCUUAUCACGAUAGAGGAGGAGAUUCAUACUAUGAUGAUGACUAUGAUGAUGGCUAUCAUCAUGGCAGAUAUUCUACUUCACAACAACCACAUCAUUACCAUCAUGGCAGAGAUUAUUCUCGGGAUAAUUCCUACAGCAGAAGAGAAAGUUCUUCUUUAUCAACACUUUCAUAUCCAGUAGAAAAAUAUGGCACACUUUCGGAGGCUUUUGCUCAUCUCUCAGGUCCCUUUAAAAUUAAAAGUUUUGUAGACCUUGAGGUUCUUGGAGCAGGAACCUAUGGUGAAGUAUAUAAGGCCAAAGACGACCAUAGUACGAUUGUCGCUGUUAAAAAGAUUAAGAAUGAUCCUAACGCUACUAAUGGAUUUCCUAUUACAACGAUAAGAGAAAUCAAAAUUCUAAAAGAAUUGGAUCAUAUCAAUAUUGUGAAGCUUCAAGAUGUCACUUGGGAUGAAUCAUCAUUUUACAUGAUAUUUGAAUUUGUUGAUCACGAUUUAUCUGGUCUCUCUGAGAUGAAUGUCACAUUUACUGAAGAUCAUUUGAGAUGUUUGAUGUAUCAACUCGUUGAAGGCCUCUAUUUUUGUCAUUCUAAUAAUGUAUUGCACAGAGAUUUAAAAAAGUCAAACAUUUUGAUUAAGAGAGAUGGAACCUUAAAGAUUGCAGACUUUGGUCUAUCCCUUUUCAAAAAGAGAGAUAACAUUCCAUAUACAAAUAAGGUUGUAACACUUUGGUAUCGAUCACCUGAAGUGUUGUUAGGAUCACAAUAUUAUGAUGGAUCAAUUGAUAUGUGGUCUGUUGGAUGUAUUUUAGGAGAGUUGAUUAAAAAAGAAAAAGGACUCUUCCAAGGUACAACAGAGAGUGAUCAAUUACACAAGAUAUUUAAAAUUUGUGGCACUCCAGAUCUUGAAGAUUGGCCUGAGGUUGUCAAGUUGCAACAUUGGGACACAAUGAAACCGGUAAAACAAUAUCCAAAUGUCAUCAGAAAAGUAUUUAAUGAUGCUUCAUGCUCUCCAAAAGCUAUAGAUUUAAUUGAGAGAUUAUUAACCUUGAAUCCUCAAAAGAGAAUUACAGCCAAAGAAUGUCUUGAACAUGAAUGGUUUUGGGAGAAUGGAAAUCCUCUUAAAUUCAAACCUGGUAAAAUUUUACCAAAGAUUACUACAAACGAAUAUACUGCACACAAACAAAGACCACACAAGAAGCAAAAACAAGGUGACACGGGUGACAGUGGUUAUUAA